Grosmannia clavigera kw1407 is the source of this 855-nucleotide messenger RNA. RefSeq names its product amidohydrolase family protein. The record is from RefSeq and is a predicted model, not a curated record. Gene Ontology annotation, molecular function: hydrolase activity; carboxy-lyase activity. Gene Ontology annotation, cellular component: cytoplasm; cytosol. Gene Ontology annotation, biological process: secondary metabolic process. The coding region runs from base 1 to 855 and encodes 284 amino acids. NCBI's taxonomy places the organism in Eukaryota, Fungi, Ascomycota, Sordariomycetes, Ophiostomatales, Ophiostomataceae. The transcript has a single exon.
AUGGACAGCGGCAAAGUCACUGUGCAGGUGAUCUCGCAUGCGCCGGGUGACCUGUCCGUGGACGCCUGCCGGCAGUGCAAUGACCAGCUCGCCGAAGCCGUGCGUCUGAACCCGGGCAGGUUUGCGGGGUUUGCCGAGCUGCCCAUGCACGAACCCCAGGAGGCCGCGAGAGAGCUCCACCGGACGUGUGCAGGAAAGGACCACGGUGGAUUGGCAUUCGUCGGUGCUCUGGUUGACAGCCACACAGACAGCGGCCUAUAUUACGAUGGGCCGGAGUUUGAUGAGCUUUGGGAGACGGCCACAAGGCUGGACGUGCCCAUCUACAUCCACCCGACAUGGCCGUCGACGGCGCUCUUUGGCGCCUACAAGUCGCCACACAUCUCCGAUGACGUGACCACGGCCAUCCUUGCGUUUGGCUUCGGCUGGCAUAGCGACGUGGCGCUGCACAUCUUGCGGCUGUACGCUGCAGGCGUCUUUGACAGGUUCCCCAAGCUGAAGAUCAUCAUUGGGCAUAUGGGCGAGAUGAUCCCGUACAUGCUCCAGCGGAUGCAGCGGACAUCUUCGCGGUGGGGGAGGGAGAGGUCGUUCCGCGAAGUGUGGGACACGAAUCUGUGGCUCACGACCAGCGGAAAUUGGGCACUGGAUCCGCUGGCCUGCAUCCUGCGCAACACAAAGCAUGACCGGAUCAUGUAUAGCGUGGACUAUCCAUUUGCGAAAAGCCGCGACGGUCUGACAUGGCUGGAAGAGCUGGAGGGAAGCGGAAUGGUGAGCGAGGAAGAGCUGGAGGGAAUCCGCUGGAAGAAUGCGGCCAGACUGUUGAAGUUGAAUGUGGACUCAAUUUUGAAGGCUGCUUGA